This is a messenger RNA of Grammomys surdaster, 1799 nucleotides long. It is a transcript of the gene B4galt7, whose product is annotated as beta-1,4-galactosyltransferase 7. The transcript has 6 exons. Gene Ontology annotation, molecular function: xylosylprotein 4-beta-galactosyltransferase activity. The coding region runs from base 79 to 1062 and encodes 327 amino acids. The record is from RefSeq and is a predicted model, not a curated record. Gene Ontology annotation, biological process: proteoglycan biosynthetic process; carbohydrate metabolic process. NCBI's taxonomy places the organism in Eukaryota, Metazoa, Chordata, Mammalia, Rodentia, Muridae.
GGAGACGCCGCGUAGACUGGGCAGGCCGGGCAGCGGGGCUGGGAGCCGGAGCCCCAUGUCCUGCUGUGUCCCGCCACGAUGUUGCCCUCCCGGAGGAAAGCGGCGCAGCUGCCCUGGGAGGAUGGCAGGGCCAGGUUGCUUCCUGGAGGCCUCCGCCGGAAAUGCUCCAUCUUCCACCUCUUCAUUGCCUUUCUCCUGUUGGUCUUCUUCUCCCUGCUCUGGCUGCAGCUCAGCUGUUCUGGAGAUAUGGCCCAGGUGACCAGGGGACAAGGGCAGGAGACCUCAGGUCCACCCCGGGCUUGCCCCCCAGAGCCACCCCCUGAGCACUGGGAAGAAGAUGAGUCCUGGGGGCCUCACCGCUUGGCAGUGCUGGUGCCCUUUCGGGAACGCUUUGAGGAGCUGCUGGUCUUUGUGCCCCACAUGCACCGCUUCCUGAGCAGGAAGAAGAUCCAGCACCACAUCUACGUGCUCAACCAGGUGGAUCAUUUCAGGUUCAACCGGGCUGCACUCAUCAACGUGGGCUUCCUGGAGAGCAGCAACAGCACAGACUACAUCGCCAUGCAUGAUGUGGACCUGCUCCCUCUCAACGAGGAGCUGGACUAUGGCUUCCCGGAGGCCGGGCCCUUCCAUGUGGCCUCCCCAGAGCUCCACCCGCUCUACCACUACAAGACCUAUGUGGGCGGCAUUCUGCUGCUGUCCAAACAGCACUACCAGCUGUGCAACGGAAUGUCCAACCGCUUUUGGGGCUGGGGCCGAGAGGAUGAUGAAUUCUACCGGCGCAUCAAAGGAGCUGGCCUCCAGCUUUUCCGCCCCUCGGGGAUCACAACUGGGUACCAGACAUUUCGCCACUUGCAUGACCCGGCCUGGCGGAAGAGGGACCAGAAACGCAUUGCGGCUCAAAAACAGGAGCAGUUCAAGGUGGACCGGGAGGGAGGUCUGAACACUGUGAAGUACCGUGUGGAUUCCCGCACAGCACUGUCUAUAGGAGGGGCCCCCUGCACCGUUCUCAAUAUCAUGCUGGACUGUGAUAAGACAGCCACUCCAUGGUGCGUAUUUGGCUGAGAGCUAAACUGUAAGGAAGCUUAUGCUUCCAGACCUCAAUGCUGCUCAGGCUCAGGAAACCUCAGGCCUUAGGCCCAGCUCAAGAGGAUGCAGAGAGGCCUGAAGAAGUAGCCAACCAGUCUGUGUCUUCAGCAACCUGGCCCCCAGAGCCAGGCCCAAGACAGGACACAGGUAGACCCUGGGAUGCUGCUGGAAAAAUUUUUCAGAGAAGCUGGAGGAGGUGUGGCUCUUGACUGACAUUCUCCAGCCUGCCUUCCUGAUCACCCUGCUCUGCCCGCCCGCCCGUGCUGAGGCCUGAGGCAAUGACAAGGAGGGCCAGGACAGCCUCAGCAGACACAAGCUGCUCCUCUGGAAGCACAGACUCACAAAGAUGUAGUCAGAAGCCCCACGGCCAGUGUGUAUGGCAGUUGCUACUAGGAAGCUUAGCACAACAGAAGGAGGAACACAAGCCCUGUGCAAGGGAGUGGCUGAGACCUGCUGUAGCUGGUGCCACCUCAGAGGAACAGGGCACCAGAUCUCACUUCUCAAAAGAAACUAGAAUGCUGGAUUCUUAAGCAGAAUUUCCUGGUUUUUUUUGUUUUUUUGUUUUUUGUUUUUUUUUUUUUUUUUUUUAAUGGUAGCAGUUAACUAAAACUUUGAAAAACUAUGGCAGGCCAAACAAAAUGUUUUGCAAUUCACUGAUUUGUCACCUUUGGUUGACCAAACGGGGAUAAUAUAAAAGACUACGCUCUCAGUCA